Messenger RNA from Psammomys obesus (fat sand rat), 8091 nucleotides. It is a transcript of the gene Cic, whose product is annotated as capicua transcriptional repressor. Gene Ontology annotation, molecular function: RNA polymerase II transcription regulatory region sequence-specific DNA binding; DNA-binding transcription factor activity, RNA polymerase II-specific. Lineage: Eukaryota; Metazoa; Chordata; Mammalia; Rodentia; Muridae. The record is from RefSeq and is a predicted model, not a curated record. Gene Ontology annotation, cellular component: nucleus. Gene Ontology annotation, biological process: regulation of transcription by RNA polymerase II.
UGUCGGUUGGCUGCUCUUUGCACCUCCCCCUCGUGCCUCCGCCGCCGCCACAGCGAGGAGCCACCGGCGACGCCAGAGCCGGGAAUCCGGGUAGACGGACAAUGAAGCCGAUGAAGAAGGCGUGCCCUGGCCUUGCAGGUUCUGCCAGCGGCAGCAAGUCCCCGCCAGCAACCAGGGCCAAGGCUUUGAGACGUCGAGGGGCCGGGGAAGGAGACAAGCCCGAGGAGGAUGAUGAGGAAGCGCAGCCGCAGGAGCACACAGGGCCAGAAGAGGCCGAGGAGGGUGAGGAAGAGGAGGCGGAGCGGGACCCUGGAGCUGAGGAGCCACCUCCAGACCUGCAGCCUGGCGACCCGACUGCAGGCUUAGCCGAGGACCCCAAAGGGGACGGGGAGGCAGGCCGCUGGGAGCCCUCGCUCAGCCGCAAGACGGCCACCUUCAAGUCUCGGGCCCCCAAGAAGAAGUAUGUGGAGGAGCACGGUGCUGUGGGGGCCCCAGAAGAGCGGGAGCGGACCCCUGAGGACCCCACUGCCCUGGGCGCGCCCCCGAGGCCACCCACCUCCGCGCGCUCCUCCUCGACGGACACGGCCAGUGAGCACUCAGCUGACCUGGAGGAUGAGCCAGCCGAGGCUCCAGGCCCCUGGCCCUCUGCUGGCGCCAGCGGUGGCUAUGACCUGCGGCAGCUGAGGUCCCAGCGGGUGCUGGCCCGGCGCGGUGACGGCCUCUUCCUGCCUGCUGUGGUGCGCCAGGUGCGCCGAAGCCACGACCUGGGCGUGCAGUUCCCUGGGGACCGGGCCUUGACUUUCUAUGAGGGGGUGCCGGGCGGUGCUGUGGACGUAGUUUUAGAUGCCACGCCACCGCCGGGUGCGCUGAUGGUGGGCACAGCUGUCUGCACCUGUGUGGAGCCCGGCGUGGCCGCCUACCGCGAGGGCGUCGUGGUGGAGGUGGCUUCCAAGCCAGCCGCCUAUAAGGUCCGCCUGAGCCCCCCAGGCCCCCUGCCGCAGGCCCCGCAGCCGCUGCACCGUGAACCCGAGGAAGCCGUGUGGGUCACCCGCUCCAGCCUGCGCCUGCUUCGGCCGCCCUGGGAACCCGAGGCCUUGCUGAGAAAGCACCCUCCGGGCCCAGAGGAAGAGGCGGCCGAGCCGGGGGCCGCCAUGCCCGCUGGCCCUUCCUCCUUGGAGCCCAAGCAGCCAGAGGACGCUGAGGUCUCCAACAUUAGCUUUGGUAGCACCCUGGGGAGUCGCUGUGAGGAGGGGGAGAAGCCCCCCCCAGCUCUGGGCGCGCCGGUCCUGCUCCCCCUGCCCCCGCCCCAGCUCCUGUCGCCGCCCCCGAAGUCCCCCGCCUUCGCCGGCCCCGGGCGCCCGGGAGAGCAGCCUUCGCCCUGCCAGGAGGGCAGCCAGGGCGGCAGCCGGAGCAGCAGCGUGGCGUCGCUGGAGAAGGGCGCCGCCCCGGCCGCGCGCGCCCGCACGCCGCUCACCGCCGCGCAGCAGAAGUACAAGAAGGGCGACGUGGUGUGCACGCCCAACGGCAUCCGGAAGAAGUUCAACGGCAAGCAGUGGCGCCGCCUGUGCUCCCGCGACGGCUGCAUGAAGGAGUCACAGCGGCGGGGCUACUGCUCGCGCCACCUGUCCAUGAGGACCAAAGAGAUGGAGGGCCUGGCGGACGGCGCGGGCGGCGCGGGGCGGCCGGCCGGCGGGGCGGCCCGCGAGGGCAGCGCCGAGUUCGACUGGGGCGACGAGACGUCGAGGGACAGCGAGGCCAGCAGCGUGGCGGCCCGCGGCGACUCCCGCCCGCGCCUGCUGGCCCCCGCCGACCUGUCCCGCUUCGAGUUCGACGAGUGCGAGGCGGCGGUGAUGCUGGUGUCGCUCGGCAGCUCCCGCUCGGGCACGCCGUCCUUCUCGCCCGUGUCCACGCAGUCGCCCUUCUCGCCCGCGCCCUCGCCCUCGCCCUCGCCGCUCUUCGGCUUCCGCCCCGCCAACUUCAGCCCCAUCAACGCGUCGCCCGUCAUCCAGCGCUCGGCCGUGCGCAGCCGCCACCUGAGCGCCAGCACCCCGAAGGCCGGCGUGCUCACCCCGCCGGACCUGGGCGCCCACCCGCCGCCGCCCGGCCCGCGCGAGCGCCACUCCUCCGGCAUCCUUCCCACCUUCCAGACCAACCUCACCUUCACCGUCCCCAUCAGCCCCGGGCGCAGGAAGGCCGAGCUGCUGCCCCACCCGGGCGCCUUGGGGGCCCCGGGGGCCGGCGGGGGCGCCGCCGCCGCGGACUUCCCCAAGAGCGACGGCCUGGACUCCGGCGUGGACUCGGUGUCCCACACGCCCACCCCCUCCGCGCCCGCCGGCUUCCGCGCCGUGUCGCCCGCCGCGCCCUUCUCCCGCUCCCGCCAGCCCUCGCCGCUGCUGCUGCUGCCCCCACCCGCCGGCCUCACCUCGGACCCGGGGCCCUCCGUGCGGAGGGUGCCCGCCGUGCAGCGGGACUCGCCUGUCAUCGUCCGCAACCCCGACGUGCCGCUGCCCUCCAAGUUCCCCGGAGACGUGGGCGCUGCCGGCGAGCCCCGGGCCGCGGGCCCUGGCAGGGGCUGCCGCGAGACCCCUGUGCCCCCCGGGGCGGCCAGCGGGAAGCCUGGCCUGCCCCCACCGCUGCCUGCCCCCGUGCCCAUCACUGUGCCUCCAGCCGCCCCGACUGCUGUGGCCCAGCCCGUGCCCACCUUGGGCCUGGCUUCUUCGCCCUUCCAGCCUGUGGCCUUCCACCCUUCACCCGCCGCCCUGUUGCCAGUCCUCGUGCCGAGCAGCUACCCCAGCCACCCCGCCCCCAGGAAAGAGGUCAUCAUGGGCAGGCCCGGAACAGUGUGGACAAAUGUGGAACCUCGUUCUGUGGCCGUGUUCCCCUGGCAUUCCUUGGUCCCCUUCCUGGCACCCAGCCAGCCAGACCCCUCUGUGCAGCCUAGUGAAGCCCAGCAACCUGCCAGCCACCCUGUGUCCGCCAACCAGAGCAAAGAACCUGCUGAAUCGGCUGCUGUUGCUCAUGAGCAGCCACCAGGAGGGACGGGGGGUGCUGACCCUGGGCGGCCCCCUGGAGCCGCCUGCCCUGAGAGCCCAGGGCCUGGCCCUCCACUCCCUUCGGGUGUUGUGGACCCUGGUAAAAGUCUCCCUCCCGCCACUGAGGAGGAGGCUCCUGGCCCUCCCGGAGAGCCCCGGCUGGACAGCGAGACGGAGAGCGAUCAUGACGAUGCCUUCCUCUCCAUCAUGUCUCCCGAGAUUCAGCUGCCUCUGCCCCCCGGAAAGCGCCGCACCCAGUCGCUGAGUGCCCUGCCCAAGGAGCGCGACUCGUCGUCUGAGAAGGAUGGACGAAGUCCCAACAAGCGGGAGAAGGACCACAUCCGUCGGCCCAUGAACGCCUUCAUGAUCUUCAGCAAGCGGCACCGGGCCUUGGUCCACCAGCGGCACCCCAAUCAGGACAACCGCACCGUCAGCAAGAUCCUGGGGGAGUGGUGGUAUGCCCUGGGGCCCAAGGAGAAGCAGAAGUACCACGACCUGGCCUUCCAGGUGAAAGAGGCCCACUUCAAGGCCCACCCAGAUUGGAAGUGGUGCAACAAGGACCGAAAGAAGUCCAGCUCAGAGGCCAAGCCCGCGAGCCUGGGGCUGGCCGGAGGGCACAAGGAGCCGCGGGAACGGAGCAUGUCGGAGACGGGGACUGCUGCCGCCCCUGGGGUGUCUUCCGAGCUCCUGUCGGUCACCGCCCAGACGCUCCUGAGCUCGGACACCAAGGCUCCAGGGAGCGGCCCGUGUGGGGCAGAGCGGCUGCACACGGUUGGGGGUCCGGGCUCAGCCCGACCCAGAGCCUUCUCCCACAGCGGGGUGCACGGUCUUGACGGAGGGGAGGCGGACAGCCAGGCACUGCAAGAGCUGACCCAGAUGGUUUCUGGCCCCACGUCAUACUCCGGCCCAAAGCCUUCCCCCCAGUAUGGCGCGCCGGGACCUUUUGCAGCCCCUGGUGAAGGGGGCACCUUGGCCACUGGUGGGCGGCCCCCUCUGUUGGCCUCCCGAGCCUCCCGCUCCCAGCGCGCAGCCAGUGAGGACAUGACCAGCGAUGAGGAGCGCAUGGUCAUCUGCGAGGAAGAGGGCGACGAUGACGUCAUUGCGGAUGACAGCUUUGGCACCACUGACAUUGAUCUGAAGUGCAAGGAACGGGUGACUGACAGUGAGAGUGGAGACAGCUCUGGGGAGGACCCGGAGGGCAGCAAGGGCUUCGGCCGGAAGGUGUUCUCGCCCGUCAUCCGAUCCUCCUUUACCCAUUGCCGUCCCACCCUGGACCCUGAGCCUCCGGGGCCCUUGGAUCCUCCCGCCGCCUUCAGCAAAGGCUAUGGCCCCACCCCAUCCUCCUCCUCACCGGCCUCCACCUCAGCCUCCGUCUCCACCUCCACCUCUUUUUCACUGGGCUCUGGGACCUUUAAGACCCAGGACUCUGGUCAGGGCUGCACCGCGGUCCCACUACGGCCCCCACCUCCUGGAGGCGGGGCCCCAGCCACACCCUCCAAGGCCGCUCGGUUCCUCCCCACGGACCCUGCCGCCUUCCGGCGCAGGAGGCCGGAAAGCGUCGGGAGCCUGGAGGUGCCAGGCCCCUCCGUCAUUGCAGCGCCUCCCGGUGGGGCGGGGAGCACUCUGCAGACGCUGGUCCUGCCUCCCAGCAAGGAGGAGCGGGAGGGCAGGGUGCCCUCCGCCCCCGCCCCGCCACUGGCCUACGGGGCUCCAGCAGCCCCUCUGUCCCGCCCCGCUGCCACCAUGGUCACCAACGUGGUACGGCCUGUCAGCAGCACUCCCGUGCCCAUUGCUUCUAAGCCCUUUCCUGCCUCCGGCCGGGCUGAGGCAUCUUCCAGUGACUCAGUAGGUGCCAGGACUGAAGUGGGCACUGGGUCCCGGGUGCCUGGGGGCUCCCCUCUGGGUGUCAGUUUAGUGUAUCCGGAUAAGAGGUCAGCAGCAGCCACCUCGCCAGCUCCGCACUUGGUAGCUGGACCCCUGUUGAGCGCUGUGGGGAAGGCACCCGCUACCGUCACCAACCUGCUGGUGGGCACCCCAGGCUACGGGGCUCCCGCGUCACCUGCUGUCCAGUUCAUUGCCCAGGGAGCCCCAGGCAGUGCGGCCCCUGCAGGCUCAGGAGCCAGUGCUGGGAGUGGCCCCAAUGGACCCGUACCCCUGGGCAUCCUGCAGCCAGGUGCCCUAGGCAAGGCCGGGGGUAUCACCCAGGUGCAGUACAUCCUGCCCACCCUGCCCCAGCAGCUGCAGGUGGCACCUGCCCCAGCACAGGCCCCUGGGGCCAAGGCAGCAGCUCCCAGCGGCCCCCCGCCCACCACCAGCCUCCGUUUCACCCUCCCCCCGGGCACCUCGACCAACGGCAAGGUCCUGGCUGCCACGGCGCCCACUGCUGGCAUCCCUAUCCUGCAGUCCGUCCCCUCGGCCCCACCCGCUAAAGCCCAGUCAGUUUCCCCUGUCCAGGCCACACCUUCAGGUGGCUCCGCCCAGCUGCUGCCUGGGAAGGUGCUAGUCCCCCUGGCUGCCCCUAGCGUGUCAGUCAGAGGGGGAGGGGCUGGCCAGCCGCUGCCCCUGGUCAGCUCGCCUUUCUCAGUACCUGUCCAAAAUGGUGCCCAGCAACCUAGCAAGAUCAUCCAGCUGACUCCUGUGCCUGUGAGCACACCUGGUGGCCUGGUGCCACCCCUGAGCCCAGCCACGAUGUCGGGACCCACGUCGCAGCCUCAGAAGGUCCUGCUGCCCUCUUCCACAAGAAUCACCUAUGUGCAGUCAGCGGGUGGGCACACCCUGCCCUUGGGCACCAGUCCUGCGUGCAGCCAGGCUGGAACAGUGACCUCCUACGGGCCCACCAGCUCUGUGGCUCUGGGCUUCACGUCCCUGGGGCCCAGCGGCCCCGCCUUCGUGCAGCCCCUGCUCUCAGGCCAAGCCCCGUUGCUGGCUCCUGGCCAGGUGGGCGUGUCACCUGUGCCCAGCCCCCAGCUGCCUCCUGCCUGCGCCGCCCCUGGAGGCCCUGUCAUGACAGCGUUCUACCCUGGCAGCCCUGCGCCCACCUCAGCACCUCUGGGCCCCCCUUCCCAGGCUCCGCCAAGUCUGGUCUAUACUGUGGCCACCGGCACCACCCCACCCGCCGCCACCAUUCUGCCCAAGGGCCCCCCGGCCUCUGCCACUGCCACUCCAGCCCCAACUAGCCCUUUCCCUACUGCUGCAGCAGGCUCCAUGACCUACAGCUUAGUGGCGCCCAAGGCCCAGCGGCCCAGCCCAAAGGCCCCCCAGAAAGUGAAGGCAGCCAUAGCCAGCAUCCCUGUGGGGUCUUUUGAAUCGGGCUCCACUGGUCGGCCCGGACCUCCAUCCCGACAGUCUCUGGACUCUGGCACAGCCCGAGAGCCAGCUGCCCUAGAAUCAGAGCUUGAGGGGCAGCCCCCCCCCCCGGCCCCGCCACCUCCCCCCGAGACCUGGCCUCCAACUGCCCGGAGCAGCCCCCCUCCUCCCCUGCCUGCUGAGGAGCGACCUGGCGGCAAAGGCCCCGAGACCGCCAGCAAGUUCCCAGGCUCCUCUUCAGACUGGCGAGUCCCUGGGUUGGGCCUGGAGAGCCGUGGGGAGCCCCCCACCCCCCCAAGCCCGGCCCCGGCCACAGGCCCUGGUGGAAGCAGCAGCGGCAGUGAGGGCAGUAGUGGGAGGGUGGCCGGGGACACACCUGAGCGCAAGGAAGCCGCUAAUUGUGGCAAGAAGAUGAAGGUGCGGCCCCCGCCCCUGAAGAAGACCUUUGACUCAGUGGACAACAGGGUCCUGUCGGAAGUGGACUUUGAAGAGCGCUUUGCUGAGCUGCCCGAGUUUCGCCCAGAAGAGGUGCUGCCUUCCCCCACGCUGCAGUCCCUGGCCACCUCGCCCCGGGCCAUCCUGGGCUCCUACCGCAAGAAGAGGAAGAACUCCACAGACCUGGACUCGGCGCCCGAGGACCCCACCUCACCCAAGCGCAAGAUGAGGAGACGUUCGAGCUGCAGCUCGGAGCCCAACACCCCCAAGAGUGCCAAGUGCGAGGGGGACAUCUUCACCUUUGACCGCACAGGUACCGACGCAGAGGACGUGCUGGGGGAGCUGGAGUACGACAAAGUGCCCUACUCGUCGCUGCGGCGCACGCUGGACCAGCGCCGGGCCCUGGUCAUGCAGCUCUUCCAGGACCACGGCUUCUUCCCCUCAGCCCAGGCCACAGCAGCCUUCCAGGCCCGCUACGCAGACAUCUUCCCGUCCAAGGUGUGUCUGCAGCUGAAGAUCCGGGAGGUCCGCCAGAAGAUCAUGCAGGCAGCCACUCCCGCCGAGCAGCCCCCUGGGGCUGAGGCCCCCCUCCCCGGACCGCCCCCGGCUGGCAUGGCUGCUACUCCCGUCCCCACGCCCAGCCCCGCUGGGGGUCCCGACCCCACCUCUCCAGGCUCGGACUCUGGCACUGCCCAAGCUGCUCCGCCACUGCCUCCACCCCCAGAGCCCGGGCAGCCUGGCUGGGAGGGGCCCCCCCAGGCCUCACCUCCGCCCUCUGGCCCCUCCACAGCUGCCACGGGCAGGUGAGGGGCCCUGGAGAAGAUCCACAGCACCCCCUCAGGAUGUGGACAGUGACCUCCUCCCCAGGAAGCCACCUCUCCUUCCCAGCUGGGCACGGAAGGCGGCCUGUCCCCUUGUAUAUAUUCCCGCCCUGUGGGGGGGCCGCGGGGGGCAGACACCCUCCACUGCGCUCCUGCACGUGACUGAGGCGUGAGGCCUUCAGAGCUUUUCACUUGUACUUUACACAGAGUGGCUCCUGUGAGGGCUGCAGGCUGGAGGGGAGUGUGAGCCUUGGCCACAGGGAGAUGCCUGUGGAGCGGUGGGGAGUUGACACACCCCACUUUUUCCCCAGAGGGGCUGGACUCAGGUUAGUUUGGGGUGGGGCGCCCUCCCACCCUCUGCCCUCCCAACUUGGGUUGUACUUUCUAAGAAGGUGAUUUCCCUAUGUUGUCCCCAUUCCCAGAACAUGUUGAUCAUGUGCAAUAUUUCUUACUGUGCCGAGAAGCCGCAAUGACCGAGAUUAAAGCUGUUUAACACA